This is a messenger RNA of Spinacia oleracea (spinach), 1176 nucleotides long. Its product is annotated as putative F-box protein At3g16210. NCBI's taxonomy places the organism in Eukaryota, Viridiplantae, Streptophyta, Magnoliopsida, Caryophyllales, Amaranthaceae. The transcript has a single exon. The coding region runs from base 1 to 1176 and encodes 391 amino acids. The record is from RefSeq and is a predicted model, not a curated record. Gene Ontology annotation, molecular function: protein binding.
AUGUUGAAUUCUUUGCCUGAAGAAAUAUUAACAGAAAUAUUUGUCAGGCUCCCAGUGAAAACUCUACUGAUUAUUAGGUCCAUUUGUAAAACAUGGAACACUUUCAUUACCGAUAACCCGAAUUUCACCCAAUUUCAUCUUCAUUCAUACAAGAACAAUUCCGAGAACAACUUAUUGUUGUCACGUGAAUGUAACUCUUGGAAGAAUUUCAUGGUUGUUCGUGACACCAAUACAUUUACCAAAGUGUCACACCUUGACGCGACAAACUAUUUAAAAGUUGGUUACGUUGAUAACAUCUUGAAAGAACAAGUAGUUGUCCCUAGAACAUACGAAGAAAUCGCGUACUUAAGUACUGAUGAUUGCAAUUUAGUGGGUUAUGUAGACGGGGUGUUACUUAUACACACGCAUAAUCCUUGUGUUAAUCGUGGAUUUAACAGAAUUUUAUUGUGGAACCCUUCUAUUCGGAAAGUUUUUCAAGUUCCACCAUGUAAUGCUAACGCGCAAAACAAGACUGAUAUAAAUUUCGGGUUUGGGUAUGAUCAAGUGAGUAACGAAUAUAAGGUUGUUGCUGUUGAUAUGAAGUACUGUUAUUCCAAAACUAGGGUUUACAGGCUAGGAACAGAUUCAUGGUCUUUCGCGAAAGAAAAGAGAUCAUAUCCAAUUAUUCCUAAGCUGUUCUUGAAGAAAUUCUCGUCAACUACAAAUUUUGAAGGAGCAAUUCAUUGGCUUGGUAGUGAUGGUAGAAGAAGAAAAUCAAGGUAUUCACAUCUUUUGCGUUUUGAUCUGACAACUGAGGCUUAUACUUGUAUAAAGUUGCCUGAUGUUGAAUUCAAAGAAUACAGAAAACAGCCACCAAAAAGAUUUUUAUCAGUUUUGGAUAGAAAGUUAGCAAUUUUAGACAUUGGAGUUGCUAAUGUUUGCAUAUGGGUGAUGGAAAACAAUGGUACUACAAAUGGUUGUUCUUGGACAAAGCAGUAUAAUGUAGAUCUUCGCGUUCAGAAAUUCUUGUACUUGAAGGAGAAUGGUGAACUAUUGUUCUACAGAAAAUUCCAAGAGUUGUUGUCAUAUGACUUCAGAAACCAGCAAAUGAAGAAACUCGGAAGACAGAGUCAGCAGAUAAUUGAUUUUGUGGAUACUUAUAAAGAAAGCUUAGUGUUGCUUGGAGGAUAUAUAUAA